AUGCUCCGUCUUUCUGCCCUUAGGGUGGUUCGGUCGAUGGUGGGCUCUUUCGCCUCGCUCCACCUUUCUGGUCUUUGUGCUGGGGUGACGACGGUGGCUUCUCCUGUGAGACCCUAUAGCCUUCAAUUGCCAAAUAUAAAAACCCUAACUGGAAAAUUGCCCCCUUUCUCAUCAGUCAUCCCCUCGCACUUCUCACCAGCGAAUAAACCCUUAAAAGAAGAAAGCCUCUGCGCAGUGAGCGAAAUUAAUAACAGUUUUCAUACGAAAAUUUCCGCCGGUUGUUCCCCCGUGUCCUCUCUGAUUUCAGUCCCUUAUAAGCAUCCUGUUCGUGUUAUGGGAGACAGUGAGACCGCUAUGACACAAUUAUCUGCUUUACAUAAUGAUGCAAGUGCACUUGUUGCUUCUGAUGCUGGUGGGCCCAUCGUUUCAGCUAAGGAAAACAUUGCUGGUUCCGCUCCUGCUGUUGAUGCCCCUGAAAAUAUGACCCAGCAAGAAAACCCUGUUGUAAUGGAAUAUGAUGCUAACAAAAGUUUCGUUGGCCAUGGUGACUCUUCUAUGGACACUCAGGUUGCUGCUUAUGGGUCCUCGCUUAAUGUUAAUGGUGUUAGUGAAACAGUGAAUGGAGAAACUGAAGGUAUUACAGAAAAUGGUGUUGCUUCAGCCAAUGGUGUUGGAUCUGCUGCUUUGCAUCAGCCUGUAGAUGGUUCGGGCCUGAGUACAGAAGAAGAAAGAUUAUGGAGCAUAGUAACGACUAAUUCUUUGGAUUUUGAUGCCUGGACUGCAUUAAUUGAAGAAACAGAGAGAAUGUCGGAGGGCAACAUAUUGAAAAUUCGAAAAGUUUAUGACACCUUUUUAGCGGAAUUCCCUUUAUGCUAUGGUUACUGGAAGAAAUAUGCUGAUCACGAGGCACGCCUCAGUUCAGUGGACAAGGUUGCAGAGGUGUAUGAACAAGCGGUUCAAGGAGUGACCUACUCUGUGGACAUGUGGCUUCAUUACUGUGUUUUCGCUAUCAGCACUUAUGGAGAUCCCGAGACUAUCAGAAGGAUUUUUGAAAGAGGAUUGGCAUAUGUUGGAACUGAUUACCUGUGCUUCCCACUUUGGGACAAAUACAUCGAGUAUGAGAUAUCUCAACAAGAUUGGUCUCGUGUGGCUACAAUUUAUACAAGGGUAUUGGAGAUACCUAACCAGCAGCUCGAUCAAUAUUUUGAAGGAUUUAAAGAGUUGGUUGCCAGUCGCCCUUUAUCUGAGUUGCGGACAUCUGAAGAAGCUGCUGCUGCCCUAGCUGUUGCAGAUUCUGAAGCUGUAGCCCAAGAAAAUGAGGGGGAGGUCCUUUCUAGUGCAUCAAAGACUACAAAUGCAAGCUUAAAAGAAGCUGAGGAGUUGGAGAAGUAUAUUGCUAGCAGAGAAGAGUUGUAUAAAAAAGCAAAGGACUUUGAUUCUAAGAUCAUUGGUUUUGAGACAGCUAUUAGGAGGCCGUACUUUCAUGUGAGGCCCCUCAAUGUUGCAGAGCUUGAGAAUUGGCAUAAUUAUCUUGAUUUUAUUGAAAGUGGAGAUGACCUCAAUAAGGUGGUUAAGCUUUAUGAAAGAUGCCUGAUAGCAUGUGCUAGAUAUCCUGAAUACUGGAUACGUUAUGUUUUGUGCAUGGAAGCUAGAAGCAGUAUGGAGCUUGCCGAAAAUGCACUUGCCCGUGCCACUCAAGUCUUCGUAAAGAGGCAACCAGAGAUCCAUCUUUUUGCUGCUCGAUUUAAGGAGCAGCAUGGUGAUGUUAAUGGAGCUCGUGCUGCUUAUCAACUUGUGCAUAGUGCAAUUUCACCUGGUCUUCUUGAAGCAAUCAUCAAGCAUGCAAACAUGGAAAACCGACUUGGAAACUUGGAAGAUGCUUGUUCCUUAUAUGAGCAGGCAAUUGCAAUUGAGAAAGGGAAGGAGCAGUCACAGACUUUGCCAUUGUUGUUCGGCCAGUAUUUGCGUUUUGUAUUCUUGGCCUCUCGCAAUGUUGAUAAGGCAAGGGAUACCCUUGUUCAAGCUGUGGAGAAUACCCAAUUGUCAAAACCCCUUCUAGAGUCUAUGAUCCACUUAGAAUCAAUCAUGCCUUUUCCGAAGCAAAUAGAAUAUUUAGAUUCCCUAGUUGAUAAAUUCAUCGUUCCGACUCCUGAGAACCCUAGUGUUGCUAGUGUUGAUGAAAGAGAGGAGCUAUCAAGCAUCUUCUUGGAGUUCUUGGAUCUCUUUGGAGAUGCUCAUACUAUCAAGAAGGCUGACAACCGUCAUGCAAAAUUGUUCUUGCACCACAAAAGCACAUCAGAGUCGAAGAAGCGUCAUGCGGAGGAUUAUUUAGCUUCAGACAGAACAAAACUUGGAAAGUCACUUAAUCCGAUGCCUGGUCCUCCAGUGCUCGGUGCAUAUCCCAGCAUUCAAAAUCAGUGGGGAGCAGCUGGUUAUGGUGUUCAGCCUCAAGCCUGGUCUCAAGCUUCACAGGCUCAAGCACAACACUGGAACCCUGGCUAUGCUCAACAGGCCGCUUAUGGUGGUUAUGGAGCGAGUUACCCCCACCCCCAAGUAGCCACGUCCGUGCCCCAAACUGCCACAUACGGAAGUUAUCCUCCGACUUAUCCCACACAGGCUUACGUGCAGCCAGUUGCAAGUGCAACUUUGAUCCCAGCCCAGCAGCCUGCUGCUGCUGCUGCACCUUCUGCCACAUAUUACUCCAAUUACUACUGA
Molecule: messenger RNA, 2715 nt
Organism: Striga hermonthica
Lineage: Eukaryota; Viridiplantae; Streptophyta; Magnoliopsida; Lamiales; Orobanchaceae
Source: the annotation of a GenBank genome assembly